UCUUUAAGAACCCUCCACACACCUAUCGACUGAUGUGUGACGUACUGAUCUGAACUAUUGUACUUAAUCGACCUCUUGCUGUAUUCUGUGGUGUUAACAGAGGUCAAUGCGUCCACUAAGUUUUCGCUAACUUUUAUCACUCACUGGUGAAAAUAAGUGAUCGUUUUUUUUUCUUAAAUCGCUACGUAAGGCAAAUGUAGACCGUUCGUUUGCCGAUUUAAAAUAGAGCGCGAGAUCACAUGCGCGAGUUGGGGAAAGUUUGGCGACACAUAACGUUACAUAUGCUUUCGAUUAGGACUUCAAAACUCCCAUUCAGAACGGUGAUGUGAGCACAUUAAAUCGGCUUUCUUAACGGAUUAAAAACAUCUCCCGGUGGUCUGGCGUUCAAGUUUAUGAAGGAAUGAAACUCAAAGGUCUGCGGAGCAAAGUUGAAAACGGGAUCAUUUGACUCAAGUGUGGAUGAUCACACACAGCCAUGGUGACUAUAGCAUCUUUGCGGAUAUCUGAAUGAAGUCAUUGUGCAAUGGGGACUCAGAGAAACGGCUUCAGCAAACGAGAGACGUUCAUUCUCUCUGUUGAUGUGGGAACAACCUCCAUCAGGUGCCAUGUGUACGAUAAGAGCGCCAGGAUCAGGGGCUCCUGCUCCACGAAGGUGUCCCUGCUUUAUCCUCAGCCUGGAUGGGUGGAGAUCGACCCCGAGGAUCUGUGGAAAGGGUUUGUGACUGUAGUCAAAGGAGCAGUUCAAGAUUCAGGCUUACAGAUGUGCCAAAUGGAAAGUCUUGGCAUCUCAACCCAGAGGGCAACGUUCAUCACAUGGGACAGAAACACGGGAGAACCGUUUCAUAAUUUCAUCACGUGGCAGGACUUGAGGGCAGCCGAGUUGGUGAGAUCGUGGAACAGGUCAUGCACUAUGAAGACGGUACACGGAGUGAUGAAGAUGCUGCACUUCCUCACCAGACAGAAGCGGUUCCUUGCAGCCAGCCUGGUAGUUUUUACCACCCAGCAUGUGUCACUGCGUCUCGUCUGGGCCUUGAACAAUAUCCCCCAGUUGCGGCAGGCAGUCGAAGACGACUCCUGUUAUUUUGGGACCAUAGACACCUGGCUGCUGUACAAACUGACUAAAGGACUGGUUCAUGCUACUGAUUACUCUAAUGCCAGCGCAACAGCAAUAUUUGAUUCCUAUCAGAUGUGCUGGAGUGGAUUUCUUUGCUCACUCCUCUCUAUACCUCUGUCCAUCCUCCCCAGUGUGCAGAACACCAGUCAUAAAUUUGCCACAUGUGAUCCUUCCAUAUUCGGGGUGCCCAUUCCAGUCAUGUCUGUUAUGGCAGACCAACAAGCAGCCAUGUUUGGAGAAUGCUGUUUUGACAUUGGUGAUGUGAAAAUUACUAUGGGCACAGGGACCUUCAUGGACAUCAAUACAGGAAACAAACCACACACUUCUGUAGCUGGCCUUUAUCCCCUGGUGGGUUGGAAGAUCGGUGCUGAUAUUGUGUAUCUGGCUGAAGGUAAUGCUGCUGGAACAGGUGCAGCCAUUAAAUGGGCCCAAGAUCUAGAGCUCUUUUCUGAUGUGAAGGAGACCGAGGCUAUAGCCACUAGUGUGGAAGACGCAGACGGCGUGUAUUUUGUGCCUUCUUUCAGUGGCUUACAGGCCCCUCUGAAUGAUCCUAAAGCUUGUGCCUCUUUCAUGGGCUUAAAGCCUUCCACAAACAAGAGACAUCUUGUUCGAGCCAUUCUGGAGUCCAUAGCAUUCAGGAACAAGCAGCUCUUUGAUAUCAUGCUUCGAGAAACCCGUAUUCCUAUCACUAAAAUCAGGGCAGAUGGAGGUGUUUGCACCAAUAAUUUCAUCAUGCAACUCACAGCUGAUCUGUUGGGGCGCAAGAUAGAACGUCCGAGUCACUUUGACAUGUCCUGCCUUGGAGCCGCUUUUGUUGCAGGACUAGGAACAGGCUACUGGAGGAACCAAGAAGAGCUGAAGAAGCUUUUGACCACUGACCAACAUUUCCUUCCCCGAAGGAGUAAAGCAGAUUGGGACAAGGGCGGCCCAUACAGAGGUGCACUGCAGAGCUGGGAGAGGGCUCUUCAGCGCUCCAUGCACUGGUACAGCCAGCCCUGAUUUACCAGAAUACAGGUCUCUCCUGUAAACUCCAUGCUCGUGUCAACGGGUUUAUGGGCAGUACUCUCUGUAAUGGAAAAAAACACUUGAACAGUAUGAUGCAAUUUCCAAUCUGAAUUGGGAACCUGCAUAUCAAAGGUUAGUUACAGUUUUGCCAAAUCACGGGGGAUUUUACAGAUUUACAGCUUGUUUGUGUAAAUACAAAUCACCCAGUUGUGGAUCCAGUGAUAUGAUGAUGAUGAUGAUGAUGAUGAUGAUGAUGAUGAUGAUGAUGAAGAGGUAGGCUGCAGCACAAUUCCUACUUGUAGUAUUAUGAUUUUGCCAAUCAAUCUUUUAGUCAUUAGGCACUAAAAACCUAUCAGUGCUUUAAUCAGACUACCGGUUUUUGUUGUUGUUGUUUUUUUUUUUAAUAUGAACACACAUUUAUUUAACUGGCUAUGUGUUAACAGUGCAUCCAUGUUCGUGUAUAGUAAUUUAUACAAACAUUCAUUAAUUCUGUUGUAAUUUAGACAUGUAAUUUUUGUAAAUUUUUUCUAAUUGCAUAUAUAGUCUUGGCAUUGUGUAGUUUUUUUUUUUUUUUUUUUUUCAAAUGUACCUCAUAAUACAAAACGAAGGCUGCAAACAUGGAAAACUUGUUACCUGAGGGACUAUAUUUCCUAAUGUUUUUUUUUUUCUUCAGCUUUAAGCAUCCAACCGGUUAUACUGGUUUAUAUACAAACUGUAGCAGUGUCACAGAUUGUCAUGUUAUACUAUCAACAGUGGCCAAUGAUAGCAUACAUUCAACUGUAGUAGAAACGAGUACCUGUGAAACAUCCGAGGCUUUUAUCAGAAUCUUAAAGAGAGAAUAGACAGGGAAGAUUUGUAAAGAUAAAUGUAUUAAUAGAUUGUCAAAGAACUAGUUGUGCCAUGUUUGUGUCAGUAUGUGUAAUUAGUUGUUUUAAUAAAUUUUCAUGAUCCCAUUUCAGU
Molecule: messenger RNA, 3079 nt
Organism: Carassius auratus (goldfish)
Lineage: Eukaryota; Metazoa; Chordata; Actinopteri; Cypriniformes; Cyprinidae
Gene: gk5
Product: glycerol kinase 5
Exons: 16
Coding region: 524-2113 (529 amino acids)
Biological process (GO): phosphorylation; glycerol metabolic process; triglyceride metabolic process
Cellular component (GO): mitochondrion
Molecular function (GO): phosphotransferase activity, alcohol group as acceptor; kinase activity
Source: RefSeq, a predicted model, not a curated record